UUCACUGCGCAUACAGAAGAGAGACAGAUCUCUGAUGCACGUUAACGUCAAUGUUUAUUUUAUGGUUUUUAUCUUGUAAUAUGUUGUGGAUCGGUGUUCAACUUCCUUUUGAGGAAGUUUCCUGAAUGUUUACAGGAGACACAUCUCCGAUGCACCUUAACGUCAUUAACAACUAGUUCAGUUCAGUUCGGUUCUGUAAACACUGCAUAGAAUUUCUGUAAAUGCGUUUGUCACUACCUGUAUUUUUCUGGAGUUAACUUUGUUAUAGAAUGCGGUUGUCCCUCCCAUAUUUUACUGAACUGUGUGUGUACAAACACUAAAGGUGAACUGACAACCGAAUUUAGCUGCAGUGUACGGGGUGGGUUAGGACUGGAUGUGAGAAUCACUGUUGUAGAAAUGCAUGGCUUAUUUUGAAAUUAUAUGGGUUUUAGAUAAGUAGUUCAACUCAGAGGCCAAAGCUGAUGAGAUCCCGCAGUCCUCUUCAGGAGGAACAAAGAGUGGCUUGAGUGGCCGCUGCUUGCUUAUGAUAACAAAUUAGGAUAAAGGUUCAGAUUACUUCAUCUGCUAAACUGCUACUACAUGAAUAUGGCUUGGUUGCAUUUAUUUGACAGUUCAAAUAUCAACAACACUGCCAAUGAAUGACAAAUUAUUAACCGGUCAUGACUGCUUGCAACUGGACAAAGUUCCUCCCACAUUAUAUCUAGCCACUAGCCAGCUGGAAAGUGCUCUGCUUGCUAUCUAUCUGAUAGUAAAUUGCAAAAGCAGUCAGGUGAUAUAUUUGCACAUUGAGAGACGAACAGACACUCAGAGGCUUUCAAUAUCAGGAGAAGACUUUUUGUCUGGAAACAUGCACUUAGCAGUAAUCUUAUGUCUAGUGAUCAGUAUAGUCUGUUGUGCAGCGCUGGAACAGAAUCCGUCUGGGAAAAGCGGUUGGACUGGGAAGCUGUUAGUGGUACCAAUGGAUGGAAGUCACUGGACGGGAGUGAAGGCCGUGGCAGAAGAGAUGGGACGCAGAGGUCACACAGUGAUUGUGGUGAUUCCAGAGAUCAGCAUGCGUUUGGGUCCAGGCAAACACUACAUCACAAAGACGUUUCCGGUCCCUUAUGAGCUGGAGUUGAUUAACAAGAUAUUAACCAAGCAUGUUCGUGAAUUGACAGCACCAGAUCAAUCCCUACUGGAGAGUGUGACUUCAACGUUUAGCAAUAUGAAGAUGAUGUUUAACUUGAUGGCCUCUACAAGCGAAAGUCUGUUCAAGAACCAGGAGCUUAUAGAGUUUCUGAGAGCGCAAAACUUUGAUGCUGUUUUAACCGAUCCAGCCCUACCAAUGGGGGCCAUAUUGGCAUAUAAUCUUUCCGUACCUGCGGUGUACAUGUUAAGGGGAAUGCCGUGUGGUCUCGAUGCUGCGGCAACAGCCUGUCCGGACCCUCUUUCAUAUGUCCCACGUUUCUUGACACAAAACUCAGACCGGAUGUCUUUUGGUCAGCGUGUGUGGAACGUUCUUGUGAGCGUGCUGGAACCACUGGUGUGUAAAGUUUUUUACUUGUCCUAUAAGGAUGUGACAUACAACUUCCUGCAGAGAGAUGUGAGUCUGAUUGAGAUCCUGAGCACUGGAGCUGUCUGGUUGAUGCGGUAUGAUUUCAGCCUGGAGUUCCCCAAACCUCUGAUGCCCAACAUGCAGCUCAUAGGAGGAAUUAACUGUGAAAUUAAGAACCCACUGACGAAGGAGGUUGAGGAAUUUGUCCAGGGUUCUGGAGAGCAUGGUAUUGUGGUGUUCACUCUGGGUUCUCUGGUCUCUUCCAUGCCAAAAGAAAAAGCUGCCAUCUUCUUCAAGGCCUUCAGUAUGAUUCCACAGAGGGUUCUGUGGCGGUAUGCAGGCGAGAUCCCUGAUAAUGUCCCUGAAAACGUGAAGCUGAUGAAGUGGCUUCCGCAGAAUGACUUGCUUGGUCACCCCAAAGCAAGAGCCUUUAUCACUCAUGGUGGGACGCAUGGAAUCUAUGAGGGCAUCUGUCAUGGUGUGCCCAUGGUGAUGAUUCCCCUGUUUGGUGACCAGGGUGACAACGUGCACCGCAUGGCAACUCGAGGGGUGGGAGUGAUCCUCAGCAUCCAUGACAUCACUGCACAAACACUGUUCGAUGCUCUCAACACAGUUAUUAAUGACACCAGCUAUAAGCAAAGAAUGGAGAAGCUGUCGGCCAUACACAAUGACCGUCCCGUGCAGCCCCUGGAUCUCGCAGUCUUCUGGACAGAGUUUGUUAUGAGACACAAGGGGGCAGACCAUCUGAGACCUGCUGCCCAUGACCUCAACUGGCUUCAGUACCACAGUCUGGAUGUGAUUGGCUUCCUGCUUUUUAUUGUACUGAUAGUAACUCUAGCAACAUUUAAAUGUUGUGCACUGUGCUGGAGACGCUGCUGUAGAAAAACACAGAAGAGGAAGGAAGACUGAUCGUAAAGAAAAUAAAAAGCGGCAUUGCUUAUAAAAGCAUACCAUAUCUACAUCUACCAUUUUGGUUUCAGAAUAAUAAAGUCGUGAGAAGUCUGAAUUCCAUCAGCUGACAACUGAGCCAAAGUUUUUUUAAAGCCGCAGUUUUGUAAACAGGGAUCAUCAAUAUUUUGAAGCAGUUCCAUCUGUAAAGAUUUUGUUUCUUAAGAUAUUAGUUUCACAUUCUUUUAUUUUGAUAUUACCAACCACUACUUACCUAUAAUUAUAGUCACUCGCAUAUAUAUAUAUUAUCCAGAAUGCAAAAAAAAAUAAUAAUAAUAUUAUAUAUAUAUAUAUAUAUAUAUAAUAUUCUUUUUUUUUUUUUGCAUUCUGGAUAAUGGAAUUCUCUUACGUUAAUUAGGAAGGAUAGAUACUGUGUUGAAUAUGACACAAAUGAAAUGCUGUGAAACAAACGUAUAAGCUUGUCUAAUUUUAACAACCAAUGUUUUCUGGGGGGAUUUUCCCAGCUGAAAUAUGUAUCUGUUUCAUGAACUGAAUUGCUUGAAGUCUUUUCAAUAAUCUUUUUUUUCCCUUAGAUUUUUCUUUUAAUUUUUCUUCUAAUGUUCAAUUAAAUUACCACCUCAAAUCAAGUUUGUAUAAAAGGAAGUUUUUUUGUUGUGCACUUGUAUGAUUUGAAAAAUCACACUCUGAACUGGAAAAAAUAAAAUCCUAAAAUAUAAAUGUA
This is a messenger RNA of Megalobrama amblycephala (Wuchang bream), 3164 nucleotides long. RefSeq names its product UDP-glucuronosyltransferase-like. The record is from RefSeq and is a predicted model, not a curated record. The coding region runs from base 635 to 2443 and encodes 602 amino acids. NCBI's taxonomy places the organism in Eukaryota, Metazoa, Chordata, Actinopteri, Cypriniformes, Xenocyprididae. Gene Ontology annotation, molecular function: UDP-glycosyltransferase activity. The transcript has 6 exons.